This is a messenger RNA of Penicillium longicatenatum, 783 nucleotides long. RefSeq lists its product as uncharacterized. The record is from RefSeq and is a predicted model, not a curated record. The coding region runs from base 1 to 783 and encodes 260 amino acids. The transcript has 2 exons. NCBI's taxonomy places the organism in Eukaryota, Fungi, Ascomycota, Eurotiomycetes, Eurotiales, Aspergillaceae.
AUGUCUUCUUUCCUGGCCCCUGUUCUCUCUGACGCUGGUCGUCACCCAAUCACAAGAGCCGGCCUUCGAUUGCUGGCGCGCCGUUACAUCGGCGCUGAAUUCGAAUCUCGUGCAUGGGGCGAAUCCCACUUGUUUCAACAACUGUGGGGUGAAGACCCCCAAAGCAACCUCGCUAUAAUCCCUCUGGCGACCAAUCUUUCUCCCUUAUUGGCACAUUUGAUCUGUGCUGUCAGCACCGGAGGACUCAUGCCGGCAUGGGUCCUCCGCAUGGUGCUGACGCCAGAGUUCCUCUGGCUAGGCCUCCAUCAGACUUCCUUCAGUCUGAUGGAGGUCGGAAACAUUUCGCCUGCCGACAUUUGUCGGUGUUGCCCUCUCGUUGCCGCAGGCAACUUCACCACAAACCUCUCAUUCGAUGAGAGUUGGGUCGCCCAAAGGGCAGCUAUGGAGCUGUUCCUGCGGGUUGAUCCACCCGCCGCAUACAACAUCGCCGUGGGGACGGGAGACCCCGAGGACAUCGACAUGGACCGGGCCUCGACCCCGAUAACAUCGACUUUCCCCGAGCCGCUUGCGGCUCCACCAAUCAUCCACCUUCCGCCUCCUCCCAUGAAAUCAAAGCAAAAUAGGCGGGAUGAAAGAUCCGCGGAGGUGGAGAUCGAGACCGAGGAGAGGUCGUCGAGGAGGCUGGGUGCUGUUCUUGGCUGGGUGCCCGGGAACUGCGCCGAAUACCAGACCUCGACCUUUCGACCUUCCGCCGCCGGGGCAUCAAGUCGCGAGACUCGGUGA